Messenger RNA from Linum trigynum, 2495 nucleotides. Lineage: Eukaryota; Viridiplantae; Streptophyta; Magnoliopsida; Malpighiales; Linaceae. The record is from the annotation of a GenBank genome assembly.
AUUAAAUGUUUGUCAUUGUUUUAUCUCGAAAUUAAAAAAAUUACAUUUUUCAACAAAAUAUUGUAUUUAGAAUCUAGAUAUUAAAUGGUGAAAUCUGUUAAGUUUGUAUAUCAAACUAUAAUUUUGCAAUGCAUGUGAUAACCCAACCCAAAUUGAUAUGAGUUUGAACUCAUUAAACCCACUUAUGUUAUAUUUCAAAUUGUAUAUUCAAUUCAGCCGAGUUAAACGAAUAAAUAUUCAUGAAUUUGGACAAAUUAUCACUUCUAGCAAAACACAAAAUCACUUAAAAAAUCACUAUUAUAACUGAUUUGGUGCGGUUCUACACUUCUACUAAUGGCUGAUCCAAUUUGUUUCUUAUUCUAAUCCAAAAACUAUGUUAGAAGAGGAAGAGGAAGAGAAGGAGCAAUCGACAGGGUUGCUGGUUGGUUGCAGCGUUUGUGACGUCGGGCCAGCCCAACCCACUAAGAGAUUAGGCCUUUUACAAGGCGGACUGUUGGGCCUCUACCACUACUACGUCUUCCUUCACAGUUCACAAAUGAGGACGGUCUUCUCUUCUCUUCUCCGCCGCUUUCGCCAGUCUGCUAGUUCCGUUUUGUUUUCCUCGCCGGCGAAGAGUCUAAGCCAUGUUGUCUUCGACCCGAGCUAUCAAGCUCAUCCAAAAACUCCUGCCUACCGGGAAACCAAAGAUAUUUCAUUUGAUUCCCAGGUCCUUAUGCUGCCCGGCCGAGUUACCCCAACCCCCGGAAUCGGCCGAGUCGCCCGACCUCCCGACCUGGCUCCGAGACGACCAAAUCUCGGCGACCAAAGAUGCCGACGAAUGCGAUUUCGUUAUUCCUCCUCUUUCCAGCUUGUUUGCGAAACCCGGUUACGGGACUCACGUGAGGGUCGCCAGACGCUUGCUGUCCGGAGCAAAUGACGCCGACGUUGAUAAAGUGAGCCAAAUCCUGAAGAACCGGUACCCGACGCCCGACGGCGUCGUUCAGGCUAUGAGUAGGUGCGAUGUUAAGGUCAGCCACGAUUUGGUUAUGCAUAUUCUGAAGAGGUUUAGCAACGACUGGGUUCCGGCUCUGGGUUUCUUCACUUGGGCAAAAAAUCAAACAGGUUAUGUGCAUAACCCGGAAGUUUACAAUUUCAUGGUUGAUGCUCUGGGUAAGUGCAAGCAGUUCACUUUGAUGCUGGAAUUGGUUGAGGAGAUGAAGGGGUUAGAAGGGUAUGUGUCGUUAAACACGAUGGCCAAGGUGAUUAGGAGGUUUGCUAGAGCUCGUAUGUACGAAAAUGCCUGUGAGGCGUUCGGGAAAAUGGAGAGUUUUGGUGUCGCUAGAGAUGUAGCAGCACUAAACAUUUUGAUGGAUGCAUUGGUUAAAGAGUGUAGCGUCGAGAGCGCUCAGAGUGUGUUUUUGACGUUCAAGGAUUCAAUACCUCCGGAUUCCAACACCUACCGUAUUCUGAUUCAUGGCUACUGCAAGGCGCGGAAGUUGGUAGAAGCGAGAAGAACCAUGGAGGAUAUGGAGCAACAAGGGUUUCAGCCUGCUGCGUUUGCCUACACUUGCUUCAUCGAAGCGUAUUGUAGGGAUCGAGAUUUCCGAAAGGUGGACACCAUCUUAGAGGAGAUGCAAGAGAAAGGUUGCAAGCCCAGUAUUGUUUCCUAUACUAUAAUCAUGCACGCUCUAGGGAAAGCCAAACAAACGAACGAAGCUUUGGAGAUUUACGAAGAGGUGAAGAGAAAUGGCUGUGUUCCUGAUGCCUCAUUCUAUGGCUCUGUGAUUUUCGUUUUGAGCGAUUCAGGAAGGAUUAAGGAUGCUUGGGAUGUAUUUCGGGAUAUGGCAAAGCAAGGCAUUCGUCCCAAUCUGUUGGUAUACAACACCAUGAUUGCUUCGGCUUGUGCACAUUGGCAAGGCACACAUGCUUUGGAACUACUGCAGAAGAUGGAGGAAGAUUCCAUCAAGCCAGAUGUUAAGACCUAUGCACCAUUGUUGAAGUUGUGCUGCAAGAAGAAGGCGUUGAGAGUGCUGAAGCUCGUGCUUAAUCACAUGUUUGCUAACGAUGUCAGCAUUGAUCUUGGGACGUAUGAGCUUCUAGUGCGUGGGCUUUCUAUGUCUGGCAAACUUGAGGAGGCAUGCAUGUUUCUUCAGGAAGCAGUUUCGAAGGGUAUGGUUCCUAAGGAUAAACUGUUCAUGUCGUUGUUGGAUGAUCUUCAGGGAAAAGGCUUGACUGAAGCUGAGGAGAAUGUGAAAAAGCUGAUGAAGUCUUGUCAGGCAACAAGGAAAGAGCGAGAUUAUGCUAGUUUUGUUGAGGCCUAGGACCAAUAGCUUGUGAGUUCAUUUUCCUAAUGGUGCUUAGACCUUAGUCAGUCAAUUAACUAUAUGGUUAGAACAUUCGUUCCAGGCAUUUUACCCUACAUUUCACCCUGAAAAGCAGGUUCAUGGCAGCGCGUUCUAUAACCAAUGAUCCAUCUUUUGGCAAAACUGCUCAUUGCAUAAACAGUAACAUGAGAU